GACGCGGUGAUUGGCGGAGACCCCGUGUGUGGCUCUGGGAGAGCGAGAGCGAGGCUGCAGCGGAGCGAGCCGCGAUAUAGGCACAGUCCGCGCCGGUCACCCGCCUAGAGACUCUCGUACCGUCAACCCCGCAGAGAAAUCAGCAUGGAUAAAAACGAGCUGGUGCAGAAGGCCAAACUGGCUGAGCAGGCUGAGAGAUAUGAUGACAUGGCAGCCUGCAUGAAGUCUGUGACUGAGCAAGGAGCAGAAUUGUCCAAUGAGGAGAGGAAUCUUCUCUCUGUCGCUUACAAAAAUGUUGUAGGAGCACGUAGGUCAUCUUGGAGGGUUGUCUCCAGUAUUGAACAAAAAACAGAAGGUGCUGAGAAAAAGCAGCAAAUGGCCCGAGAAUACAGAGAGAAAAUUGAGACUGAACUAAGGGACAUCUGCAAUGAUGUGUUGUCUCUGUUGGAAAAGUUCUUGAUUCCUAACGCUUCGCAAGCAGAAAGCAAAGUUUUCUAUUUGAAAAUGAAGGGCGACUACUACCGUUAUUUGGCUGAAGUUGCUGCUGGUGAUGACAAGAAAGGGAUAGUGGAGCAGUCGCAACAGGCAUAUCAGGAAGCUUUUGAAAUCAGCAAAAAAGAGAUGCAGCCAACACAUCCUAUCAGAUUAGGCCUGGCUCUAAACUUCUCCGUGUUCUAUUACGAGAUCCUGAAUUCUCCGGAGAAAGCCUGUUCCCUUGCAAAGACUGCUUUUGAUGAAGCCAUUGCUGAACUUGAUACGUUAAGCGAAGAGUCAUACAAAGACAGCACACUAAUAAUGCAGUUACUGAGAGACAAUUUGACAUUGUGGACAUCGGAUACCCAAGGAGACGAAGCUGAAGCAGGAGAAGGAGGGGAGAAUUAACCAGCCUUCCGAUUUUUGUCUGCCUCAUUCUAAAAUUUACACAGUAGACCAUUUGUCAUCCAUGCUGUCCCACAAAUAGUUUUUGUUUACGAUUUAUGACAGGUUUAUGUUACUUCUAUUUGGAUUUCUAUAUUUCCCAUGUGGUUUUAUGUUUAAUAUUAGGGGAAUAGAGCCAGUUAACAUUUGGGGAAUUUUUGUUCAUCCAAGGUGGCCAAUAUAGGGAUGUGGAAUUUUUAUAAAAGUUUUACAUGUUUGGCAUAGUACUCCUGGUACUUUGUGGCUUCCCACAAAAGCCAAUGUUAAACAGCUUCCUAUGUUGAGCAAAGAAAAAACUGCUUGCAUAUUGGUCUGUCACAGUGGUAAAAAAGGGAUGAUUGGUUGCAGCCACGCAGGUGUAGUGAAUGUGGGUACUUCAAAGGUGGAACACAUAGCAGAGGAAAAUCAAUGUCCCAUGGAUAUUACAUGUCAAUCAUGUUAAUCUGUGGAAUCUGCAGUCCAAGUAUACAACUUGGAUUGCAUCUUAAAAGUGUUCCUUAAGGUGGUUUGCUAACCCAAUGAACUUUCUUUAGGGAAGGGCAGAAACGGUUCACAUUCCAUUACUUGUAAAGUUACCUGCUGUUGCUUUCAUUAUUUUUGCUACACAAUUUAUUUGUAUUUAAAUGGUUUAGGCAACCUAAGAACAAAUGUACAAGUAAGGAUGCAGUAAAAAUGAAAUGCUUGAUAUCCAUAAUUACACUGUAUAUCGAGCACAGCAGUAAAACAAAAACCCAUGUAUUUAACUUUUUUAGGGUUUUGCUUUUGUGAUUUUUUUUGAUACUUUGCCUAACAUGCAUGUGCUGUAAAAAUAGUUAACAGGGAAAUAACUUGAGAUGAUGGCUAGCUUUGUUUAAUGUCUCCUGAAAAUUUUCAUGAACAAUCUAAGCAUAACUGUUAAGAACAUGUGUAUUAAGUUGAUGUAAGUGGAAUAAAAGUUUUAUGAAUGGA
Messenger RNA from Rhineura floridana, 1866 nucleotides. RefSeq names its product tyrosine 3-monooxygenase/tryptophan 5-monooxygenase activation protein zeta (gene YWHAZ). Bases 145 to 882 code for a protein of 245 amino acids. NCBI's taxonomy places the organism in Eukaryota, Metazoa, Chordata, Lepidosauria, Squamata, Rhineuridae. Gene Ontology annotation, biological process: signal transduction. Gene Ontology annotation, cellular component: cytoplasm. The record is from RefSeq and is a predicted model, not a curated record. The transcript has 6 exons.